AGUGAGAAGCUUCCUGCGUAACCCAGAGCAGCGGGUUUUGUCAGUGACUGUGCGUGUGUUUUUGCAGGAUGUGGUGAGUACGAGAGGUGGUGCCGCUCACAGCUCGCGCGGUGACGAUUGGGACAGCAAGACGUGGCGCGCACUCAGAGACGGACGGCAGCUGGAAGACUCGAGCGAGUUGAAGUUCGUUGGGAAGGGCGGAAAAUUACGGGCCGACGGCCGCUCCAUACAAGGCAAGGUCGGGUGGGGAGCAGUUUAGGGAGCAGCGCUGAUCCAAUCAUCUGCGCUUCUGGGAAGAGCCGGAACCGAGCGACGCGACUCGUUUUGUUUUCUGUAAAGAAUUGUACGUGUUUGAGAUGUUUCUGUAGAAACUCUCUUGUUUCUUUAGUUGUUUACGUUAGUUUUUAGUUUUGUUGUUUGUUUUGGAUUUGUGUACUUUGGAGAUGAGUUCGUCAGUAAACGGGGUAGAACCCAAACCCGCACCAGCGGUCAGUCAGAACGGACCAAAUUCUGCUCCGACCCCCAACGAUGUCAAAACACCCGAGCCGGUGGUACCGGACGAGGAGCCGCAGUCUUCGGUGACGGACGCCACGCAGAUGGGAAUUAAGUUCGCCAAGACAUUCCUGCUGAUCUUUCCCAUCUACGUGCUGGGAUAUCUGGAGUUCAGCUUCAGCUGGGUCCUCAUCGGCUUGGCCGUGCUGUUCUGGCUCAAAAGGAACCAGGGCAGCAGAUUCGCUCGGGUCAACCAGGCACUGGCGUUUCUGGAGCAAGAGGAGCGAGCGGUGCGUCAAACCGUCCGGAGCUCAGAGCUGCCGCCGUGGGUUCAUUUUCCAGAUGUGGAGAGAGUGGAGUGGCUCAACAAGACUGUGCAUCAGAUGUGGCCAUAUAUUUGUCAGUUUGUAGAAAAAAUCUUCAAAGAGACUAUUGAACCGGCAGUGCAGGGAGCCAAUGCGCACCUUAGUACUUUCACCUUCUCCAAGAUAGACAUGGGGGACAAGCCUCUCAGAGUGGAUGGAGUGAAAGUUUAUACAGAGAAUGUAGAUAAACGACAGAUUAUUAUGGACCUACAGAUCAGUUUUGUCGGAAACACUGAAAUUGAUGUGGACAUUAAGAAAUACUACUGCCGUGCAGGAAUCAAGAGCAUACAGCUUAAUGGGGUGUUAAGGGUCAUCAUGGACCCGUUGCUUGGAGACAUGCCUCUGAUUGGCGCCCUGUCAGUGUUCUUCCUCAAGAAACCCUUUCUGGAUAUAAACUGGACGGGACUUACAAAUAUGCUGGACAUCCCUGGAAUAAAUGGUCUGUGUGACAGCGUUAUUCAGGAUAUCAUAUACAGUUACCUUGUGCUGCCAAACAAAAUCACUAUUCCACUUGUAAAUGAUGCGCAGAUUUCCAGACUCCGCUUUCCUAUGCCGAAGGGUGUUCUGCGGAUUCACUUUCUGGAGGCACAGGACCUGGUAGGGAAGGACACGUUUCUGGGUGGUAUGAUAAAAGGAAAGUCGGACCCGUAUGGCGUCAUUCAGCUCGGUAAUCAGCUCUUCAGAUCCAAAGUCAUCAAAGAGUCGUUAAACCCUAAAUGGAAUGAAGUAUAUGAGGCAUUUGUGUACGAUCAACCAGGACAGAAUGUGGAGAUAGAGCUAUAUGAUGAGGACACAGAUAAGGAUGAUUUUCUGGGAAGUCUUACUAUCAACGUAGAUGAACUACAGAAGGAACAGAAAGUAGAUGAGUGGUUUGUACUUGAUGAUACUGCUAAAGGGAAGCUUCACCUGAAGAUUGAAUGGCUUUCUCUUCUCCCUACACCUGAUAAACUCGAUGAGGUUUUAAGCAACAUUAAAGCAACUAAAGGGCAGGCCAAUGAUGGACUGUCAUCUGCAUUACUGCUGGUGCUGCUGGACUCUGCCAAAAAUCUGCCAUCCGGUAAAAAGGUCACCAGUGUGCCCAGUCCAUUCGUCCAGUUUACUGUGGGACACAAAUCCUUUGAGAGCAAGACACGAUUUAAAACCAACGAGCCAGUUUGGGAGGAGGCCUUCACAUUCCUGAUCCACAAUCCAAAGUGUCAAGAACUUGAAGUCGAGGUAAAGGAUGACAAACACGAGUGUUCCCUAGGGACAGUUUCUUUUCCUCUGUCUAAGCUGCUGCAGGAGGAUCAGAUGACUAUCAGUCAGCGAUUUCCUCUCAAGAACUCAGGACCCGGUGCUACACUAAAGAUGAAGAUGGCACUUAGGAUUCUCUCUAUGGAAAAGUUGGCUGUGUCAGAUCAGCCGUCUUCAGUUCAGAUCCGUCGCCCCAGCUCCAGCGUGACCCCCAGCCCCUCCCCUCAGCAGGCCCAAGUUUCAGAGCCCACCCCGGCAUCCAAAGUCCAGCAGCCCACCCCUGCACCCAGGACCCAACCCACCCCAACACCCUCUCCACGAGUGGAACCCCUAAUGGACAACAGGCCAUCGGAGGACUCGCCUAGCCGUCUGGCUAAAUCAGGGCGGAGCACGUCUAACCUAGCCAUUUCUGGCUCUCUGCUAAACCUGAACAACAAAGAGCCGACACCCAGCAUAGCAUCUGACAUCUCCAAUCCCAGCACCACCCAGGAGCUCCAGAGGACAAUACAACAAUUACAGAACGGCGCCUCACCUGGUUUCGCUCCAUUGGGGGAAAUUCAGUUAACCAUCAGGCAUAGUGCCCAAAGAAACAAAUUAAUUGUCGUGGUGCACAGCUGCAGAAAUCUGAUCUCUUCUACUGAAAGUGGUUCUGAUCCAUACGUCCGUUUGUAUUUGCUGCCUGAUAAACGACGCUCUGGACGCAGAAAAACAAAUACGAUAAAGAAAACGGUGAACCCAAUCUACGAUCAAACGUUUGAAUUCAGCGUGUCACUUGUGGAGUUGCACAGAAGAACUCUAGAUGUGGCCGUGAAGAAUGGAGGAGGAAUCCUGUCAAAACACAGAGGGCUGCUUGGAAAGGUGUUAGUUGACUUGACUUCUGAGGAUAUAUCAAAGAGCUCAACGCAAUGGUAUGAGCUUUCAGUGGACGGACAGAAGCGGUCAUCCCCUUAAUCAAAGGAACUGACCUUUUUUCCGCCGACACAUUAAAAAUACUACAAAUCCCUACAAGACUCCAAACCUCAGCCAUAUUUAAGUAAUCUGUUUAAGCCUUUGGGCAAAAUUUGUACUUGAUGGUUCUUCAGUUUUAAUCACUUUUAACAGAUUGUAAAAGAAAAAACUCUAUUGAUGUCAUGUGCACUGACUUAGCAAGAGUGAAUGAGAGAGUGAAAGAGAAUGAGAGUAUUUAGAGAUUUUUAAAGGGAUUCGGUUCAGCAGCAUCUGUUGGAUUGGCUAGUUGUUUACGCAUUAAGACUUUUAAACCAAGAGUGGCAAACUCUGACAACACCCACCAUUUACACAUUAAUGGUGGAGAGAUUAUAUAUAUAUAUAUAUAUAUAUAUAUAUAUAAGAUCAGACUGUAAAUAAAUAUACAUGGAAUAUUAAAAAGGAAUUCUAGUAUUUGGAAAAGUUUAAUAAAUAUUAAUCUAAGAGUUCUUGUUAAACAAGCACUGAACUCGCGCUUGCUUUGAAAGUGUUAUAAUCUCUGUUAAUGUCUACAGAUGACAAAUCUACCAAAGAAGUACUUUGCUUAUUAUAAAGUGUGUGAGUGUGUGGUUAAACCAAAAAAUGCACCUAAAUGUUUUGCACACCCAAGUGUUCAUAUAUGUAUGUGUUUAUAUGUUAUCUGGUUCAGCGUUCAUCAUCACAGCACUAGCUGUCAGUGCUUAAACAUGCAUGGGCAGCUAGAGUGUCACGUGAUCUUGCAUAUCUAACGUUGUCAUAUCUCUGAAUCUUGUUUGGCUUUUCUAUAGUUCUCAGUCACAUGUUCACUCCUUUUCCAAAAACACUUGUUCACCUCUCACCCACCUCAUCCCAGCCGUGCUUCCUUCAUCAUCUGCAUCUCAGAGUUAUAUAAAAUGUCUGAUCUUAAGUGAAGGUUGUGGUUUCAUCUACUGCAGUGUCACUGAGCUGAGCUUAUGGUGUGCAGAUGGUCAAACCUCAAACUGUUUUGACUUUAUUUCUGUCAGCAAGAAUGUGUUUUUAUUAUAUAAAUUAUUGUGUAUAUUAUUAAAGAUUUUAUUAUGCUUAUUAUUAUGAUUAAUACUUAUCACAAAAAGCAAACGUAUGCGGUCAGAGCACUCCCCUGUGCUGAGCUUGCCUUAUUGAUGUAUAUAUAUUUCCUGUGCCUUAUGACCAACAAUAUACUUACCUUAGAGGAUAAUGGGCAUCAGAUAUAGGAUUGUAAAGUCUCUGUAUUUGAUGAUGUCCACCAUUUUCUUUUAAUAAACAAUUUCUUCUGUGCCGGUAAA
Ctenopharyngodon idella (grass carp) is the source of this 4339-nucleotide messenger RNA. RefSeq names its product extended synaptotagmin-like protein 2a (gene esyt2a). Gene Ontology annotation, biological process: lipid transport. Lineage: Eukaryota; Metazoa; Chordata; Actinopteri; Cypriniformes; Xenocyprididae. The record is from RefSeq and is a predicted model, not a curated record. Gene Ontology annotation, molecular function: lipid binding.